GUUUUCCAUAAGUUUUGAAUUGAAUUGAAAUCACAAUUGAAUUGUUGUGUGAAAUGGACACCGAUUUAGACGUCGACCGCAUCUGUCAACAAAUCCAAGAGAAGGCAUUGAAGGCAACCAAAUGCUCGCUUGGGAUCAAGUCUUGUGAUUUGAGUUAUCACUGCAACACAUCCGAUAAGUUGAAGAAAGUGCUCAAACAUGAGACCAAUGAAUGUCUUGAGAUGCUUUCAUCUCUCAUUCAAAAUGAAUACAAAGGAAAGCGAAUCGAAAGGAUCGGUUCCGACGAAGACAAGAGUGAUGUCAUAACCGAACUCAACGACAAUAUAUUCGACAAAAUCGGCAACCAUUUGGAUGAGGCGUCGGGUCUGAAGCAAAAGGCGGCGGAUCUGGUGUUGGCCACAAUGGGUGAUCAGAAAACCAUCAACUCUUCGGCCACUUCCUCGUGGAAUCGGACUAUAGUUCGCGCCAAACGAGGAGUCAAUUGUAAUCUACUUUCGGCUAAAAUGGUUGAGAGAUCGCAGUUGAAGUUCAAAGACAAGGUCGACAACAGUAACCAUCCAUUUGUUCCGAUCAUCAAAGAUAAGCCCAACUCUAUUAAACCGCUUUCCAUAUUACUCGAGAAGAAUGAGUUUGGAUUUGAUUCGUAUUCACAUCCCUAUGAAGUGGAGAUCGAAAAGUUUGAACCCAAAGAGCACUUCUUGCAAAUAGAGAUUCCAGAGAUAUUCCACGGGGCAGACAUGGAUGUGAUUUGGUUGCAAAGAGAUUUUGGCAUAUAUUUAGUGAACCUUUUUGACACAUUUCAAGCCUCCAAACUGCUUGACUUUUCUCAUCUGUCGCUCUCAUACCUAUUGAGACAUUACUGCAAUCUUGAGGCCGACAAACACUUCCAAUUGGCUGACUGGCGCAUCAGACCUCUCACUCCUGAGCUGUUGAAGUACGCGCGCGAAGACACGCAUUACUUGAUAUUCAUUUACAUCCAAAUGAAGAACCAAUUGAUUGCUUCGGGAAAUAGUGAGAAAAAUUUAUUGAAAGCCGUAUUUGAAAGGAGUAAAAGUGUUUGCCUUAAACUAUAUUUUGCCAAAUCAUAUGCUCUUGCAUAUGGCAGAAGUAUUACCCCGGCAAGAGAGAAGCCUCUCACCAAACCUGAGGACUCAAACAAAGACCACUCAUCUCUCGCUCAAAGUUUCGCCAAUAGAGUCAUUGAUUUAGACGAACAGAUAGACUCGAAACACGACAAAUAUGCGGCUCAUUCUCACAUCAAUACCAAGCCUUUGAUCGACCAGUUUUCCGACAAAGAGUUUUGUGAAUCACAAGAACCAGUGAAUGAAAAUCUACUGAAAAAGAGGUCGCAUUUCAUCGAUUUCUUCACCAAUAAGUCUGAACCGAAAAGAAGUAAAACUGUUGAAAACAUUUGCUCUUCUUUUAUAUCACAAUUUGAAAGAUAUAACUUAACGAUUAAACGACAAAACAAUUUAUCCCAAGAAAACGGUGAGGAUUUGAGUCUUACUUGACUUACAACUUAUUCUUAACGUUCAAAGUGUUGGC
Messenger RNA from Oppiella nova, 1545 nucleotides. The record is from the annotation of a GenBank genome assembly. Lineage: Eukaryota; Metazoa; Arthropoda; Arachnida; Sarcoptiformes; Oppiidae.